Schistocerca gregaria is the source of this 322-nucleotide messenger RNA. RefSeq names its product small nuclear ribonucleoprotein E (gene SmE). Gene Ontology annotation, molecular function: RNA binding. The record is from RefSeq and is a predicted model, not a curated record. The transcript has 4 exons. Gene Ontology annotation, cellular component: U4 snRNP; U1 snRNP; precatalytic spliceosome. Lineage: Eukaryota; Metazoa; Arthropoda; Insecta; Orthoptera; Acrididae. Gene Ontology annotation, biological process: mRNA splicing, via spliceosome; spliceosomal snRNP assembly. Bases 35 to 301 code for a protein of 88 amino acids.
AAUUCUAGCCUUGCAUAUACCAGUUAUCAGAGCCAUGAGCUAUAAGGCGCAGAAGUCUAUGGUUCAGCCAAUCAACCUGAUUUAUCAGUACUUUAAAAACCAAAACAAACUUCAAAUAUGGCUUUGUGAACAAACAGACAUUCGAUUGGAAGGAAGACUUAUUGGUUUUGACGAAUAUAUGAAUUUUGUGCUCGAUGACGCGAUUGAAAUUUCGCUGAAAAAAAGUACCAGAAAGCCUAUUGGCAGGUUACUAAUAAAGGGUGACAACAUCUCACUCAUCGCAGAUACUGGCGGAAAGUAAGACUGCAUGCGUUGUACCGAA